AUGAAUCUCUCCAAAACCUUAACCAGAAGGCCAACUGAAUUAUUUCUUAAAAAAACACCAGAAUUGAUUUCGAAACCCAAAUGGGUCCAUCAAUUUGAGCGCUCUAAUGCAAAAUUUCCUGUAAUUGUUUGCUCUAAAAAGGAGUAUUCUCCAUCUGGUCAUACUUUACUGCGUGCUGUUGCAUCGGAUUCUAUUUCUGGUGUGCGUCAGCAAGAAAAGAUUGAGAACAUUGAAGAGGGUAUAGAGAAGGUUAUUUAUGGGUGCCGUUUCUUGGCUAUUCUUGCUGUUUGGGGGUCUCUGGUUGGAUCUUUUCUUUGUUUUAUCAAGGGUUGCACGCAUGUUAUAUCAUCGUUCCAAGAUUAUUUUGUGGAUCGAGGGAAGGUUAUUUUUUCGCUUGUCCAGGCUAUUGAUGUCUACCUAUUGGGGACUGUGAUGCUGGUUUUUGGCAUGGGUCUUUAUGAGCUCUUCAUUAGCAAUCUUGAUAAAGCGGAAUCCGUUUCAGAGGGACCAGCUACGUACAGAUCAAAUUUGUUUGGCUUAUUCACUCUAAAGGAACGACCACAGUGGUUGGAAAUAAAAACUGUCAACGAGCUGAAAACGAAACUUGGCCACGUUAUUGUGAUGCUUCUUCUUAUUGGUUUGUUCGAAAAGAGCAAGAAAGCAGUUAUACAGUCCCCUCUUGAUCUGCUUUGUUUCUCUGCAUCAGUGUUGCUUUCGUCGGGCUGCCUGUUUCUACUCUCAAAACUCAACGAAGGAAGAUAA
This is a messenger RNA of Fraxinus pennsylvanica, 762 nucleotides long. Lineage: Eukaryota; Viridiplantae; Streptophyta; Magnoliopsida; Lamiales; Oleaceae. The record is from the annotation of a GenBank genome assembly.